This is a messenger RNA of Sycon ciliatum, 3836 nucleotides long. RefSeq lists its product as uncharacterized. The transcript has a single exon. Gene Ontology annotation, molecular function: carbohydrate binding; hydrolase activity, hydrolyzing O-glycosyl compounds. Gene Ontology annotation, biological process: carbohydrate metabolic process. Lineage: Eukaryota; Metazoa; Porifera; Calcarea; Leucosolenida; Sycettidae. The record is from RefSeq and is a predicted model, not a curated record. Bases 161 to 2281 code for a protein of 706 amino acids.
AUGAGCUUGGCAGGAAAUACAAUUCAAGUAACUUAGUUUCCAGUUCGGAAAUUUGGAACUUGGUGACGAACGACAAGAAGGCCCUAGCGUUAGCACCUACACUACUGCAUCCGUGACCUACCUCAUCAAUCUUCACCAACUGCUGAUUGCAGAUUCCACGAUGACUCGGUGGUGGGCGAGCCGCGUUCCCAUUUUGCUGCUAGUCGCUCGCUUGUGCUGCUGUUGCCAGUUCGCCCUUGAGAAUGACCUGGCAGCGACCCUGGAUGUCCGCGCGUGGCGAGAAAACUCCAUGCGAAUUCGCCUGCCGCUAGGCAGUAGCUCUGCGGUGCGUGAUGAUCUGCCCGGAGCAAUCAUUCCAGCCCCCGCGUACAUGGGCCAACAGCUGGAGUGUGACCACCGCCCUGGCGGCGGCAGCGACAACGCUAACCAACUUGGAUCGGUUAUCAAUGGCAACCUGAAGGCUGACGUAUCCAGUGAUGGCCUACUGACCUUCACUCGUCUCUCUGAUAACAAAGUGGUCCUGCGGGAAACUUCGCGCAAGCUGAGCCCUGGCGCGGGCGGCGCGACCAGUGUCGUACAGACCUUCGCUUCGAGCGAGAAGGAGAUGAUAUUCGGCUUCGGGGAGCAUCAGAACGGACAUUUGAACCAGAAAGGCCUCAACUACGACUUUGAGCAGUGCCUUGAAUACGGGCACAGUCACGGUGGUGAGGUCUGUCUGCCCUUCAUUCUUGGUUAUACGCCCACCGAGUCAUCAGCGCAGGAAACAGAGCAGACAAGAGAUAGGGCGGAGGCAGCCACCAUGGGACCGUGCCUCGAUUAUGGCCUGCUGUGGAACAUGCCCGGCUACGGGAGCGUGUCGUUCGAAGGCAACACGACGACGUGGACAGCAAUCGCCGCGCUCCAGCUGGACAUGUUCGUUACCGUGGCAGCGGCAGGGUCGAGCGGAAUGGCGUGCAACGCCGACAUCAAUGCCCGCUACGUGGACGCCACCGGCCAUUCGCCUGUGUUGCCAGAGUGGGCGGCAGGCUACUGGCACAGCAAGAACAGAUACUCCAGCCAGAAGGAUCUCCUCGCCGCUGCCACCAUAUUCCACGAGCGGGCAAUCCCGGUCGAUGUUAUCGUGAUCGAUUAUCACCACUGGAAGACUAUGGGAGACUGGUCGUUUGACCCAGCAGCAUGGCCCGACCCGCAAUCGAUGGCCGACACCAUACAGACAAAGUUUGGCAUGCGCAUCAUGGUUUCAGUUUGGCCGUUCAGCAUGACCAAGAGCUCGAGCUUCCCGACGAUCAACGCAUCCGGCUAUGGCGUACAGAAGGGCUCGGACGGCGGAGAACUUUUCUGGCCGGACCCUAAUUGCGGCGGACCAUGUUAUCUCUAUGAUCCGACACAGUCGGCUUCCAGAGAGUAUGUGUGGAGUCGCCUGCAGGCCGGCUAUCUUAAGUACGGCAUUCACGUGUUCUGGCUGGAUGCGUCCGAGCCGGAGAACAUCCACGGCGUGCCGGACGGAGCGCACUACAAGGCCGGUCCAUCCGAGCAGGUCGGGAUGAUGUUCCCGUUCUACCACUCGCGCACCAUACACGACGGCCAGGUGUCGCAGGCCCAGCCACCCAUCAUGCUGCUCCGCUCCGGCUGGGCUGGGCAGCAGCGCUACGGAGGCGCCGUGUGGAGCGGCGACACGCAAUCCAACUUUGGCUCGCUGGAGCGCUCCAUCCGCGCCGGCCUCAACAUCCAGCUGUCCGGCAUCGCGUGGUGGACGACCGACAUCGGCGGCUACAGCGGCGGCAACCCGAACGACCCGCAGUUCAAUGAGCUGAUCGUGCGCUGGUUCCAGUUCGGCGCCACGUGCCCGCUGUUCCGGCAGCACGGCGCACGCUCGACCGAGCCGUGGCUGCUGAGCAACCAGAGCUACGCGCUGGUGGUCAAGGUCAUAGAGAUGCGCGCGCAGUGGAAGUCCUACGUCCUGGACGCCAUGCAGCAGGUGAACACGACCGGCUUGCCCGUACAGAGGCCGCUCUGGUACGACUUUCCCGGCGACCCGCACACUUGGGCGGUUGAGGAUCAGUACAUGUUCGGCUCGAGCUUGAUGGCCGCGCCGGUGUAUACAUACCAGGCGAGAAACCGCACGGUCUACUUCCCGUCCGGUAGUAAGUGGCAGCACUAUUUCACCAGUAUUGUCUAUGACGGCGGGGCGAGCCGGACGAUUGACGCACCACUGGACAACUUCCCGCUGUUCAAGCGCAUGAAUGGAACUGCCUGGGCCAGUCCUGUCGAGGUCCGCUAGGCUUCCAACCCUCUCCUUGAAUGCAUGUACAUGCACUGGCUAAACAAGGGAGCCUUCGACAAGCUUUGCACCGUCAUGUAAGAAUAAUUAUCAAUUUCACACCAAUUUUGCACUUUUUCACGGACAAUUUCUUUCUGACAAAAUGCCACCAAUAAUUGGGGGAAAGACUCAGUCACACUGCAAUUAUUUCACAGUCGAUCGUGGACAGUAGUACUGCUCAAUGAGAUCCGAUCGAGUCGGUCGGACUCAAGCAUGUCCCAGGCAUUGUGCAGCCCUAGACCAGCGAACACUGGGCUGCGAAAUGGUGCACGGCGCAAACUCGACCCACGCGAUUGGAUUUCAUUGAGCAGCACUUUUUUAGUAGUGGCACAUACGCACUGGAAUAACGACGCUGGGUGAGAACAUACAGUGAUCCUGCUGUGCAUGUGCAGUGUGCAUCAGACCUGCCAAGUUCAAUUAGUGGUAUGGAGAUCUCCCUCACGGGCUGCCAGAAGGGAGGUAGCCUGCCCUCAACAUGCAUGUACAUGUACAUGUGUGGAUAAAAAACACUUUAAAAAUGGGUAUGCUGUGUAAGCACGUUGACCAUGGAUAGGAAAGGCGUGUCAGUCACACCAACAAGUGCUCCGCUGUAUAGGUACCUGCAUGGUUCGCUUCACGCCUCUCCCUGGUGAGCAUACAUGUACAUGUACUUACUUUAAUACCGUAUUUUCCCCAUUAAACGUACACGUCUCCAAUUGUAGUACAUGUUGAGUGUGGAUCAAAAAUAUAAAAGAACACGUCUCUAAUGCCACAUGUACAUGCCGAAAUGAUGUGAUGGGCAUUACUGGGGUACAGGUACCUUACUUCGUUUUUCUUUUCUUACCCGUUUAUCAUCUUUGAGUCUCUGUACACUGAUUCUUACCAUGGUUGCAUGUACAUGUAUUUACAGCUUUACAGUAUCAUUAUCACGAGUUGUUUACCACCCAACCCAGGCAAUCAAUCUUUCCAGAAAUAAUAAAAGUACACGUCUCCAAUACUAGUACAGUCUCCUAUAGUAGUACAGGUCUGACCACCUUUGAAAAAAAUAAAAGGACGUUUUAUUUCUCGCCGGCCGAGCGGAGCGAGUGAGGCGAGAAAUGAUUUCUCGCGCAACAAAAUUAUUUGUCUUGCGAAUAUGGAAUCUGAUGUUUUCGCUUUUUGUUGCCGUUCUUUUUGCCUGACUCCUUCAGUCAGUUUUUUGUGUCUCACCAGUGUCCCCACCCUCCCACCCUUCAUGUCUGCCCAUCUUCUUCCAUUUCUUUCUUGGCUGUAGAUAUGUUGUGCCUGUUUUUAUGCUGCCAGAUUGCCGCUUGGGGUUAUACACCCGGUUUUUUCCCUCAUUCGUGCGUCCGUCGGCGCGAGGGUUUUUUCCCGGCUGGCUCGGUCCAGAGAAAUUAAUCUGACGGUCCCAAGUGGUGCUUGUCCUGGCUUAUUAGAUGAAUGUGCUAAUUCCAUACUCCUGGGUCUGUCCCCCUCUUGUUGCUCCUAGUUUUCUUCUGCAUUCCGGUUCACAUCUGGCUGCGGCCUACUACCCUCA